Molecule: messenger RNA, 5369 nt
Organism: Gadus macrocephalus (Pacific cod)
Lineage: Eukaryota; Metazoa; Chordata; Actinopteri; Gadiformes; Gadidae
Gene: fcho2
Product: FCH and mu domain containing endocytic adaptor 2
Exons: 29
Coding region: 247-2904 (885 amino acids)
Biological process (GO): synaptic vesicle endocytosis; clathrin coat assembly; clathrin-dependent endocytosis
Cellular component (GO): cytoplasm; clathrin-coated pit; plasma membrane
Source: RefSeq, a predicted model, not a curated record
ACGGUGCGUGUGCGUGUAUGUAUGUGUGUGUGUGUGUGUGUGUGUGUGUGUGUGUGUGUGUGCGUGCGUGUGUGAGGUUGGGAAGUAGAAAACACACGGAGGUGGAGUCUGGUCUGAAGGCAGAGGAAGGCUGGAGGAGAGCAGUGAAACGGCACAACAGGAACGGGGUAGGACGGCGGAGAAAUCACGUCCCUACGGUUUGAAUUCGCACCAUUAAAGUGGCCCGGUCAAGGGGGAUAAGACAAGAUGAUAACGCCCUACUUCCUGGAGAGUUUCUGGGGCGAAAAAAACAAUGGAUUUGACGUGCUCUACCACAACAUGAAACAUGGCCAAAUAUCAUCCAAGGAGCUGACAGACUUCAUCAGGGAGAGGAGUGCGAUCGAGGAGGCGUACGCGCGGUCGGUCACCAAACUCGCCAAGUCUGCAGGCAACUUCUCUCCACUUGGGACGUUCGCCCCGGUGUGGGACGUGUUCCGGAGCUCCACGGAGAAGCUGGCCGCCUGCCACCUGGAGCUGGUGAGGAAGCUGCAGGAGCUCAUCAAGGAGGUGCAGAAGUACGUGGACGACCAGGCCAAGGCCCACAAGAAGACCAAGGAGGAGGUGGCGUCCACACUGGAGGCGGUCCAGAACAUCCAAACCACCUCCCAGGCGCUCACCAAGUCCAAGGAGGCGUACAACGCCAAGACGGUGGAACAGGAGCGGCUCCGCAAGGAGGGCGCCACGCAGAGGGAGGUGGACAAGGCCGGGGUGAAGGCCAAGAAAGCCACCGAGACGUACAAGUCCUACGUGGAGAAGUACGCCACGGCCAAGUCGGAAUUCGAACAGAAGAUGGCGGAAACGGCCCAGAAAUUCCAGGACAUCGAGGAGAGCCACGUCCUGCACAUGAAGGAGAUCAUCCAGUCGUACUCCCAGUCCGUCGAAGAGACACACGUCCAGAUAGGAGAGGUCCACACCGAGUUUGUGGGGAACAUGGAGAACACGUCGCUGGAGGGCCUGGUCCAGAAGCUGGCCGAGAGCAAGGGCACCGGCAAGGAGCGGCCAGGUUCCAUUGAGUUUGAGGAAUGCAACGCAGCCGUCGCCACUGAAGGUGCCAAACCCAGGAAGAGGAAAACGUUUGCCAUUCCAGGCCGGCGGAAAGACAAGGACACAGAUUCCAUGGAAUCCACGGAAGUCGAAGCUGCAAAUACUGCGAACGGAGCCCCCCCUGGCUACUAUGGAGCCAUCGACAUCCAAAAUGCUAACGUUCCCCAGGUGGAUGCAGAGGGAUUCUGCAUCAGACCAGAAGCCAAUGAAAAUGAUGCCAAAGAGAACUCGUUCUACUCGUCGAGCGACUCUGACGACGAGGACGAGCCCAGGAAGUUCCGCGUGGAGAUCAAACCGGUACAGGCCGCCGCCGGGCCGCAGGGCGCCGCCAUCGACGAGCUCAAGGCCUCCAUCGGGAGCAUCGUCCUAUCGCCCUCCGCCCUGGGUCAGAUGCGGAGGAACCAAUCCAGGGUCUCGAGAAUGUCUUCGUUAAGCUCUAAGCCUCAGGUCCCCGGCGAUGAGCUGUCGAAAAACAGAACGGCAGCGUCCUUUAACGACAAACUGACCAACAAUGACCUGCUGUCCCUGGACCCCUUCAGCCCCACCCUGGCCGGCUCCUCUUCCUCUGUGUCUUCAUCAGCAGGGCCGGCCCUCGCCAGACCCACCACCCCGCUGACGGCUGGGGCCCUGGUGCCCCCCCCCAGACCCUCGUCCAGACCCAAGCUGCCCACCGGGAAACUCAGCGGGAUCAAUGAGAUCGUCCGACCCUUCAGCCCCCCCAAGACGGCCGGGGCCAGCCCGCCCUCCCCGGCCCCCCUGGCCCGGGCCGAGAGCUCCUCCUCGCUGUCCUCCAACGCCUCCAUGAGCGCCAGCAACACGCCCACCGUCGGACCUGAGCCUCUCUAUCCCCUGGCCCUCUCUUCUUUGGAGCCAGAGCAGCUCCUCCCUCCCCUCCCCGCCUUCCAGAAGGAUGAUGAUUUCAUAGCCAAGCUGCCCACCUAUGAGAAGCGCUCUGAGACGCCUGCAGGAACGUCCCGCGGCCCCAGUCCCAUUACGCUGGCGUCCCACGAUGCAUUGCCCAUCGCCGUUGCGUUCACAGAGUCCGUCAACGCCUACUUCAAAGGAGCAGACCCCAGCAAGUGCAUCGUGAAGAUCACGGGGGACAUGACGCUGUCCUUCCCCAUGGGCAUCAUCAAGGUGUUCACCUCCAACCCCUCCCCCGCCGUGCUCACCUUCAGGCUGAAGAACACCAGCCGUCUGGAACAGGUGCUGCCCAACCAGCAGCUGCUGCACAGCGACGCCUCUCAGAGUGACUCCAACUCCAAGGACUUCUGGUUCAACAUGCCGGCGCUGAUGUCCUACCUUAGGAAGGCCGCCGAGCAGAACCCCACCGCCUCGUACUACAACGUGGACAUCUUGAAAUACCAGGUGCACUCCAGCGGCAUCCAGUCCACGCCGCUCAACCUGGCGGUGUACUGGAAGUGCGCGGCCGGCACCACGGACCUCUGCCUGGACUACCGCUUCAACCCGGAGCCCAUGUCCGGCCCGGGCUCCCUGGCCAACGUCCAGAUCCUGGUGCCCGUGGACGGGGGCGUGACCAGCAUGCAGGCGCUGCCCCACGGCAUCUGGAAUGCAGAGCAGAAAAAGUUCCUGUGGAAGCUGAGCGACAUCUCGGACAAGAGCGACAACGAAGGCGCGGGCUCUCUCAGGGCUAAGUUCGAGCUGUCCAGCGGGCCGUCCACGCCGGCCACCCUGGCGGUGCAGUUCAUGAACGAGGGCAGCACCCUGUCGGGGGUGGACAUGGAGCUGCAGGGGCCUGGCUACCGGCUGUCCCUCACCAAGAAGAGGUUUGCCACGGGACGCUACAUGGCUGACUGUUGAUUGGAAGCUUCUCUAGAAUGCUGAGGGUUGCCCUGACGACCUCCCUGGACGUUCUGGAUCUGCCUCCCGCUGCAGUCGGAACACCUGAGCGCGCUCUCUUUAUCCCUCCUUUUUUUUCCUCGGAACCGAAAGUUUCACUACAGUAAAGAGGCAGCACUGAGUACUAUACACUAUUUAAUAGAAAGUGAACCAGAGUAUGAAUACUGGGACGAGCCUUCAGGAACUGUACAGGUGUCACGCUCUCUGAUCAAAUCACUUUUUUUGUACAAACAAUUUUAUGGAUUAGGUAAAAAAAUAAAACUAUAUUAUAUGAAAUCACGAAAACAAAAAAAGCAAAGAAAAAUGUGCACUAACCAAUCUUUCCGGCCAAUUUUUGAAUACCCUCUUUCCCCCCUCCCCUCUCUUUUCUAUGAGGAAUGUAUAAAACCAAUGUUUUCUGAGGAAGAGGAACACCUACUUUAUGCUUCUCUGCCCUUUCCACUGUAAAUAGAUGCACUGAAUAGUAUGUGCUGCGAGCCUCAGCCCAACCCGUGCUCAGGUUGGGUUCCUGUUCUCCCCUCCUCUCUCUACUCUCUUUAUGGUCACGUGCAAUGAAACAAUGAAGACAAAUGAUCGCUGAAACACUAUAAAUCCUCUCAGAGUCUCUCAGAACAUGCCAGGGCACACCCUCAGUUUGAAGUCGUGGGCAUCUAAGAUUUUAAAUUGCUUUAAUGACAAAAAAGGAACGCAAAAAAACAAGAAACAUCCAGUGCCUACCGAUGUCUGUCCUCGUUUGUGCUUUGAUGAUUCAGCUUUAUGCAUCUUUUUUCUCCGUAUCCAUGGGGAUAUCAACAGGGCUAAUCCUCAACACUGUUACUAACCGGGUCUUCGGAGGGCUAGCACAAGUUCUUAAACAUGCCCGUAUUACGUUUCGUAUAAAUGUAAGUUUCCGUGUAGUCCAGGUAGACGUAUUUUAAAUAAGCCCCUUUUAUUAUAAAACGGCAGCAAGGUAAAUGGAACAAUUAGUUUUUUGCAUGAAACAAGUGUCUUUUUCAAGUACAUUUUUUAGCAGAUUCAAAACAGUGUCAUCGCGUGCCCGCCAAAACGUACGGAGAAACGUUCCUGAAUCUCGCCUUCCUUCCGUCGUUUGCGUGCCAAAGCACAGCGCAUGAGCAGAGGGCCUGUCGUCGUGGGCUAGUCAUUUUAUACUCCUUGAUCAGGAUGAGAAAGGGAAAACGCCUCCAGUUUAUACAACCCCCAGUCUUGUCGUCCAAUCGGCCAAUAAGACACGUUUGUCUUCACCAAUGUUUUUGUUUAUUUUUUAUUGAAGUCUUUUAUAAGUCCUCUUUUUUAAUUGGUAAUCGUUCGCAGGCCUCGACCCCUCCUCACCCCGCGGUCCAGGGGGGGCUGCGGGAGGCGCAGUAGCAUCAUAAAUGCCUUAUCAAAAAAUGACUGCCGCAAAGAAAUAUUCAAAGGUUGCUCGUGGGGCACAGAUAUCGUUGUAAACCGCGUUGGGAUUUCAAUUGUAAUCGAUGUGGCUGAAAACAAAACAACAAUCCGACUUCAAGGAAGAAACGCACAAACCCCCCAAAAAACACCUCUCACCUUGCCGGGUUGGCUGUUGUGAUUUUAAGGUUUUCCCAAGUAUGCUUUUUUUUACCCUGAAAUGUGAUUUAUUUUCUUGUCGUUGCAUACAAAAUGUGGCUUUUAAUGACCCCUUGAGGCUGGGAUUGCUACGGAUCAAGGUGUCAUCUCCCCUGUUGGAAUGGACGGUGGAUUAAUUUCAAAGUGCUAUCAUUCAUAUCGCUACCUUUGUCUGAUACACUGACGAAUUAACCCGCAACUUAUCUCUUGUGAUUCAUCUUCCUUAGAAACUAUUCACUAAUGAUUUAUUUUUGGAUGGCUAUUGAUACGCUUGAUAUCCUCAAGCAUGGUUGUACGUAUAAGGGCGCAUUGAUACAUAAUGAGAUUAAUAUUUCUUUAUUUUUCAUGCUUUUAAAUAUCAUAGUAUUAUUGUUUUCUAAAACCGAGAUCUACAUACAGUGUGUGGAGCAUUCCGUUUCAAAUACAGUAUAUCUCAAAUCGUCUGUCCUCGUUUGAGCACAAGUACACAGGGGUGUUGUGUCAAAGUCAAAGUCUGCCAUGGAUCCGAAUGCUUUAGAAUAGACCGUCCCUUUAAGAAAAAAAGAAACACAACUUUUUCAGUUGCAGUUGAUCUUGGCAAGCUGGUUCUUGCUGUCUCUGCAGAAAUCGUAAAAACGGAUAAUCGUCGAGGCUUUCGUUUCUGUCACUUUCACACUUUUCCUUUGUUUAUAUGUUUUAGUAAAAUAAGAGUUUAAAAAGAAAAGCAAAAUUGUGUACAUGAUUCUCAUGAAAUGGACAUUUUUAAAGCUAUAUCAGCCACUCAUGUCUAUGAUUUAAUUUCAUUGUGCCUGUAUUAAAUGUGUAAUAUAUGAAUAUAUACAAAUAUAUGAAUAUGACUACUU